AAAAUUUUCGUCACAUUCCUCUUCUUCCGCUGCACUAAUGAAAACCACGGAUAGUCGUAGGUACACUACUGUGCGUAGGGAUUCAUCGAUCAGAGGCAUCGGUCAAUCAACCCCUCAGCUACUCUCCUUCUCUUGACGACGACUAUCAUCCAUUUCAUCCUUCGUCAACCAACCUUCCUUUUCCGAGCUUGAUCUGACGAUGGCGGCCCCCCGCCAAAGCACCAUCGCUCGGUGGCCUCUGGUCGCGACGAUGGCCGUAUCGCUCCUCCCUCCAAUGGCAAGGGCGCAGAGCACCGAUGUGACGAGCAACUCGACGAGCACAGUCAUUUCCUCGCUCAUUCUCAACUUGAUCAUCUUUGCUGUUGAGAUCGUCGCCUUCCUUAUCCUCCGCCCUCGCUUCCGCAAGGUGUACCGACCCAAGACCUACCUGGGAAAGAAAUCUGAGAGGACCCAGGCGCUUCCCGACUCGCUCUUUGGAUGGAUUCCCCAGUACAUUCGCACGCCCUCGAUUGAAAUCAUGCACAAGAAUGGUCUCGAUGCCUACCAGUUCGUUGCCUUCCUCGAGAUGAUGCUCUGGAUGUUUGUUCCCACAUUCAUCUUCACCUGGAUCUUCCUCUUGCCCCUCUACGGCGCCAACUCUACGGUCAACAACAAAGGCUUCAACAUGUUCACCUACGGCAAUGUUGGCGCGCUCCAGAACGAGCAGUACCGCCUGAUUGGUGUUCUCUUUGCCAACUGGAUUAUCAUCCUCUGGUUCAUUUACGUCAUGCGCCGCUUUACUUCCGCCUUUGUCAAGCACCGCCAGGAGUUCUUGUUGAGCCCCCAGCACGCAGCCACGGCCCAAGCUCGCACCAUUCUCAUCACGGGUAUCCCUAACAAUUACCUCAGCGAAAAGAAGCUUUCGCAGAUGUACGGCUACUUCCCCGGCGGUAUUGCCAAGAUCUGGCUCAACCGCGAGCUGGGAGAGCUUCCCCAGCUCACUGAGGACCGCGCCAAGUGGACCAACAAGCUCGAAGGAGCUCAAAACAAGCUCAUCAAGAUUGCCGCCAAGAAGGUCAAGAAGGGCAAGGUCGAGGGCGUCUCUACGGACAAGGACGUGGAGCUGAAUCUCGACGUGGCUGACAAGUAUGUGACGAAGAAGGAGCGCCCUACCCACAAGCUCGGCGCCAUGGGUUGCUUUGGCGAAAAGGUCGAGACGAUUCCUUGGUGCCAGGAGGAGAUCACCCGAUUGACAAAGGAGAUUGACUCUAAGCGCGGCGACGCGGCGACCGACUACGAGACGUACAAGCCCGCGUCGGCUGCCUUCAUUCUCUUCAACACGCAGAUUGCCGCACACAUGGCUGUCAAGGCUCACGCCCACCACGAGCCCUACCGCAUGGCCACUCGCUACGUUGAGGCUCACCCACUCGACGUCAUCUGGCCCAACUUGACCCUGAACCCGUACGCCGUCAAGAUCCGAACCGCCAUUGGCUGGGCCAUUACGAUUGCCAUCGUCAUCUUCUGGACCGUCAUCACCGGCUUUGUCGGUAUCGUGUCCAAUGUCCAAGGUCUCUCCACCAAGGUGUCCUGGCUGAGCUGGCUCAACAAGAUCGGGAGCGUUCCCGUUGGUAUCAUUCAAGGUGUUCUGCCCACGGUACUCCUCGCCGUUCUCAACAUCCUCCUGGUCAUGUUCCUCCGUUUCCUUGGCCGCGCGUCGGGUAUUCCUACCAGGACCGGCGUGGAGCUCUCGCUCUUCGACCGCAUGGCAAUCUUCCAGCUCAUCCAGAACUUCCUCAUCCUGACCAUCAUCUCGGGUGUCUCGAGCGGCAUCGACCAGAUUGUCCCCAUCAUCACGCACCCCGAUCAAUUGCCCCAGUUGCUCGCUCAGAAGAUUCCUCUCGCCUCGACGUUCUUCCUGUCGUACAUUGCCCUCCAGGGCCUUACUGGCGCAGCCUCAGGCUUCCUCCAGAUCGCACCUUUGGUCAUCUACUACAUCAAGAAGGCUCUCCUUUCAUCGACGCCCCGCAAGGUCUGGCACAUCGACAACGACAUGAGCUCCGUCGCGUGGGGCACCCUUUUUGCCAGCACGACGCUCCUGACGGCCAUUGCUAUUGGCUACAUGAUCCUCGCGCCAAUCGUCUCUGGCUUCGCCAUGGUUGCCUUCUUCCUCCUUUGGCUGAUGUACAAGUACAGCUUCCUGUACGUCUACGACAUGUCUGGCGCCAGCGAGACGGCCGGCCUCUUCUUCCCCAAGGCCAUCACGUUCACUUUUGCAGCCAUGUACCUGGAAAUGGUCAUCAUGGCCAUUCUGUUCUUCCUUUCGCAGGACAACACGGGCUCUCAAUCCGCAAUUCCUGAGGGCGCAUUCAUGAUCGUCCUCAUCGUCAUCGUCAUUGGCUUCCAGUACCUCUUCAACGACUCCUACAAGUCCCUCUACACCGCUCUGCCCCUCUCGCUCGUGCCCGCCGACACGGUCCAGCAACCCUACUCUGACCGAACGCCCGAGGGUGGCGACAAGAAGACGCUCUUGGGCAGCGAGGACCGUGUCGACAAAGGAGCUUCGUCGAUGGUUGGCACCAAUGGCAAGCCUGCUCCUGCCUAUGGCCACCAGACCGAUGCCACUCUGUCGGUUGAGCAAACUGCCAACGAGCAUGACGACGAAGAGGACCCCAUGGAAGCCUUUACGGCUCCUGCUCUCAAGGACCAGCAGCGCGACAUUUGGAUUGCCAACGACUCUUGGGGCAUUGGCCGUGCGCAGAACGAGUCCAACAAGCAGCACGGCCUUCGCUCGACGGUCCGAGACACGGCCGUUGAUGCCAAGGGCAACUUUACCACCGACGCUACUGUUCCGCCCGGCGAGACAUUGCUGUGAUCUCCACCACUACCUCACACUCCUUUUGAAUCCCUCGCCGCCCACUCCCGCUCUCUUCCUCUGUUGAGUUUGCUUUGCAUUAUUACCCUCCCUUUCUCUUCUUUAUCCACUCUUCCCUCGUUCUCUCCGCCUCUCCCACUUAUUUCACGUCUUCUCCCUUCCCUUCUUCCUUUUAUUAAUUCUCUUGUGUAAAAAGUUCUCUACUUCUUGCUCGAGUGGCCGUUCUCUCUUCAAUACGAUGGACAUAAUGUCGAAAGCUG
Messenger RNA from Acaromyces ingoldii, 3111 nucleotides. RefSeq names its product DUF221-domain-containing protein. Gene Ontology annotation, molecular function: calcium-activated cation channel activity. Gene Ontology annotation, cellular component: plasma membrane. The record is from RefSeq and is a predicted model, not a curated record. The coding region runs from base 200 to 2851 and encodes 883 amino acids. The transcript has 4 exons. NCBI's taxonomy places the organism in Eukaryota, Fungi, Basidiomycota, Exobasidiomycetes, Exobasidiales, Cryptobasidiaceae.